Molecule: messenger RNA, 724 nt
Organism: Silurus meridionalis
Lineage: Eukaryota; Metazoa; Chordata; Actinopteri; Siluriformes; Siluridae
Product: urokinase plasminogen activator surface receptor-like
Exons: 6
Coding region: 230-724 (164 amino acids)
Source: RefSeq, a predicted model, not a curated record
UCACACUGAUACUCAGCUGUCUGCUUUUCUCUACAGUGAAGAUGCAGAUCAGAGUUUCAGAUAUUUUUUGUUUCUCAUCCUGGAUUGUUGUUAUCCUCUAGCGCUGGCACUAAAGUGUAAUCUGUGUAUACCCAGUCCAUCAGGAAGUUGUGAAAACAUAGUGACAGAUUGUCCAGGGCAGUGCGGCACCCUGACGGUCUUCAGGAGCGUGGGUGGAGAGCUUUGGAACAUGACCUCAAACCUUUGUGUGAUUGAUAUGCAGUGCACCAGCGAGAGUGUAAACUUGAAGAAUCUGUUAAUAGCCAUGAACAUGAAGUGCUGCAGUACUGAUCUCUGCAACAACGACACAACACCAGUUCUAUUGAAUCAGACUGCUAAUGGACAGAAGUGUUACACCUGCGUUGGACAGAACUGUAACGCGGAGUGUCAGGGACGCCACUGCAACAAAACAUCAGAAAUUGUGGAAUGUGUUGGCAAUGAAGAUCGCUGCAUCGAUAUAACAGGAGGCACAAUAGGAGUAGCAAUAUAUAUGGCAGGAUGUGCAAGCAAACGCGUUUGUGACUCAUCUGCAUUCAAGACAACAAUGUUAUUAGAUACACAAGUGAAGUGCUGUGAGGGAAACCUGUGUAAUUCUGCUGAAACCUUCACCCUGACUUUUCUCUUCACACUCAUCCCCUAUGCUCUCCUCAGUCCUUUUCUCCUCAUAUUCUUUCUCUUUUGUUAA